This is a messenger RNA of Labeo rohita (rohu), 417 nucleotides long. Its product is annotated as tripartite motif-containing protein 29-like. Lineage: Eukaryota; Metazoa; Chordata; Actinopteri; Cypriniformes; Cyprinidae. The transcript is spliced from 3 exons. Bases 4 to 402 code for a protein of 132 amino acids. Gene Ontology annotation, molecular function: zinc ion binding. The record is from RefSeq and is a predicted model, not a curated record.
GAGAUGAUCUGCCAGAAACAUGAGAAGAUCCUUGAGGUUUUCUGUCGCACUGACCAGAAAUGUAUAUGUGUGCUGUGUAUGGAUGAACAUAAAAACCACAACAUUGUAUCAGCUGCAGAACACAGGACAGAGAAACAGUCCCAGCUGAAGGAGAUGCAGAAGACGUUCCAGCAGAGAAUCCACCAGAGACAGAGAGAUCUUCAGCAGCUGAAAGAUGUUGUGGAGUCUCAGAAGCGCUCUGUACAGACAGCAGUGGAGGACAGUGAGAGGAUCCUUAGUGAGCUCAUCUGUUCCAUUGUAAGAAGCCACACUGAGUUGAUACAGCUGAUCAGAGAUCAGGAAAAGGCUGCAGUGAGUCAAGCUGAAAGGACGACUGGAGCGACUGGAGCAGGAGAUCAAUGAUCUGAAGAGAAGAGA